CGCUUUAAAGCCAUCGACUUUUUUGUGAUUCAGAUUGAAUCUUUUGAUGGGUUUGCUAGAUUUUAUUUUCUUUGGUACCGAUUGGGUUUAACAUUAUCUCGAUGCGAUUGUUCGUGUUGAGCAGUGGGACGCCUCUUUCAGAGUAGGAAGGAAUUGGUGAAAAAAGUUUCCUGUUUUGGAAAGGGUUUGAUUUGUCUUCAUGUUAAGAGCAGCGUGACUUCUUCUUUCAGAAUCCAGAGUAAGCAAUCGACGAAAGUUUCCUGUUUUGGAAGAGUUAGGUCUUAGCUGCUGGCGAUUGGUUUCAGAACAAAACGAGACAGAGAAAAGUUUUGUCUUUGGCAUCUAUGUUUGGGGGUGUCUUGUCUAUGCCUGUGAAUAGUCCUCACUUGCGCAAAUCUGGAAGUAGACACAUCGUCACUAAUCUUGGAGAUAAUGACUUGAAGACCGCAAGUAUGCUUCUGAGUACAUAUGCUAAAUUGCAAACUCCUAUAUUCCUUCGAAGUCUCAAGGUUGCUCUGUAUAUUGGUGGUCUUUAUGUUUGUGGAAAGAUUGGAUUUGAAUCUGUAAUGAAAAUGGGAGUAGACACAAGAGAACUGUUCUUCUAUGAGACAUUUCUGUAUUAUAACCCUCUCCUUCUCAUUACACUCAUGGUCUGGCUCUGGGGUGUUAAUUUGUGGGUUUUUUCUCGGUCUGGAGUUGAUUAUGCAGCUAUCUUUUAUCUAGGACCAGAUCAUCUUAGUCACAAAGAGAUAUGGAAGUGUGCCAGGUGGAUGACAACAAUUAUAUUGACUAGCAUGACUGCCUAUCUAUAUCUAUACUCGCACGGAGAUGUAAAAUUGGCUGCAUCUCAACCAGUGGCUUUGUAUUUCUCAGCUGUGAUUAUUCUGAUCAUCCCUUUCGAUAUCUUCUACAUGCCGUCUCGCUACUAUUUGCUUUGGACUUUUUGGCGAAUACUCUUCCCGGUGCAGGCAGUGACUUUUUCGGACUUCUUCCUAGCUGAUAUCCUGACUUCAAUGUCAAAGGUUUUAUCAGAUUUAGAACGUUCAGUAUGUCGUAUGGUCCAUCGACAGGUGGCUACUGUUGCAUGGUUUGAAGCCGAUUCGGUUUGCGGGAGUCAUUCUGCUGCAAUUCCCUUGGUUCUUGUUCUACCUUAUCUUUUCCGGCUGUUCCAAUGCAUUCGUCAGUAUAAAGAUAGCAAGGACAUUGCAAACAUCUAUAAUGCUGGGAAAUAUUUAACCGCGGUGCCUGUCAUCUUUCUUUCAGCCCUCAAGUAUUAUAUCGAUCCAGAUACAUGGACGUACUCCAUUCAGCCGGCAUGGAUCCUCGCUGGUCUAGCUAACACUUUCUUUUCCUUCUUUUGGGAUAUAUUACGCGAUUGGGAUCUAAGUGUCUUCACUCGGAUUUUCAAAUUCAGCAGACCAAAUCUUUUCUCCCAUCUACUGUAUGGACGCCGUUGGGUACAUGUUUGGGUAAUCGGAAGCAAUCUGGUACUAAGGUGGACAUGGACGUAUAAGUUAUCUGCUCAUCUCCGUAACAACUACAUCACGGUCUUCAUCAUCACUGCCUUGGAGAUUUACAGGCGAUUCCAGUGGGCGUUUUUCCGUAUAGAGAAUGUAUGGUACAAAAUCAACAAUCCCAAGCAUACUUCUCAUCAAUCUAAUCCUCUUUCACUCCAAAACGAUAUCGACAGCGAACAUGAGAAAUUACUCGCUCACAGUCACAGCCCCGGUGUAUAAAAAUCUCAACGUUCUUGUUGUUUUGUGCUAAGUUCUGGAAAGUUUUGAAUAACAACACAUACAAAGUACUCUGUUACUUAUACUGUAACUUGUAACUUCCAUUACAGAGAGAGAGAGAGACUACACUGGCUCUAUAAUGUACAGGAAGAUGUGUAAUUGUGUAAUUUCUCUUGGAUUAAUAUUAUCUUUACCUGUUCUUGUAAAAGAUAAAACUUAUAAAGCAUUAAAGAAACUUGCUUUAGGUGCAA
This is a messenger RNA of Arabidopsis lyrata subsp. lyrata, 1984 nucleotides long. RefSeq names its product SPX and EXS domain-containing protein 3. Lineage: Eukaryota; Viridiplantae; Streptophyta; Magnoliopsida; Brassicales; Brassicaceae. Gene Ontology annotation, cellular component: cytoplasm; membrane. Bases 345 to 1736 code for a protein of 463 amino acids. The transcript has 14 exons. The record is from RefSeq and is a predicted model, not a curated record.